Grosmannia clavigera kw1407 is the source of this 2088-nucleotide messenger RNA. RefSeq lists its product as uncharacterized. Gene Ontology annotation, molecular function: histone acetyltransferase activity. Gene Ontology annotation, cellular component: SAS acetyltransferase complex. The transcript is spliced from 2 exons. The record is from RefSeq and is a predicted model, not a curated record. The coding region runs from base 1 to 2088 and encodes 695 amino acids. NCBI's taxonomy places the organism in Eukaryota, Fungi, Ascomycota, Sordariomycetes, Ophiostomatales, Ophiostomataceae.
AUGGUGGAAACAUUGACGCUCAUGCCCAUGGCUCCCGGCACGCGUUCGCGACGAGCGGACGUCCCCCGCCGCCCUGCGCCUGUCCUGCUGCCUAAACAAAAACAGUCGCCCCUGGGGCGCCAGCAGUCACAGCGCCUAACGCGCCCACCACAGCCGCCGCCACAGCAACCGCAGCAGCACCAGCAGCCGCGUCCGUCCCUUUCCACGGCGUCGGCGACCCGAAGCAUCCAAGACAUCCUCAACCAUGCCAAUUCGAUGCGACCCAAGCGGAAGGCAGAGCCUUCCCACGACGGCCCCGACAUGUCCUCCACCGGCAGAACCGAUUUCGACUCGGCCCAGCAGCACAAGCGUCUUCGGCUCUCCGUCGAGAUCGUGUCCAAGCCCGCCCCGACCGUUCCAACCAUCCUUCCAGCACUGCCAGCGCCAGCCACUGCGCUAACCCACCCCAACCUACCGCCGAAAAAGUCGCUGCGCACUGCCCCUUCUUCUGUAACGGCAGCCAACACCACUACCAAUACCGCUACCAGCGCUACUGCUCCCACCAUCAGCACUACCGCCACCCUGGCUGCUCGGCCCAUCUCCGCCAUAGCAGCCUAUUCUUCCUCCACGUCGUCACGAUCAGGCAGCAGCAUAACCCCUGGCCAAGACGUCCGGCUCGCCAUACCCCAUCGCCACAUCGGCAGCCCAUCAUCCAAAACCCCGUCCCAGCUGGCUGCGAAACCCAGGGAGAAGACGGCCAAUGGCUUCAAGCAGGAACUCAAGGGCCUGCAGGUCACCACCGAGGCCGCCGUAGCAGCGGCUACAGGCCCACCAGUAGGUGGCCGCAAGCUGCGCUCGCAGCAGGCCACACGCUUCAAGAGUGACCUCUCUGCUUAUUUCCCCGAGUACGAUGAAGUCAUCGGCAACGAACCCAAGGAAGAGCUCGAAUCUUACUACCCCACAACAACUGCUACUGCCGGUGCCGUGGUGUAUAGCACGCCUGUCGACUCGCUACCAAGUGGGAGCGAUGUCGAUGCAGUGCCUGUUGUCCAUGGAUACUCUGAUUCGCUCUUUUAUGAUCUCUUUGACUCACACGUCCUCGAUUUUGGCUUUUUGAGCAACCAGCACAAGGGCAGGAAGACAGAUGACCCACUGCCAGACUCGGUCUUUGAGCCACACCACAAGCGUGCUGAACGUCUUGAGCGCUCCAUUCGCAACUCGGAAAAGGGCCGUGCCCAGCACGAGAAAGACCAGAUUAUCCGCCUGUUGGAGGGCCUGCAGGGCCAUGACUGGCUGCGCACCAUGGGUGUCAGCGGUAUAACGGAGAGCAAGAAGAAGUCCUUUGAGCCAGCGCGGGAGCACUUUAUCAAGGGCUGCCGCACCAUUUUGAAAAAGUUUCGCCUUUGGAGCCUGGAGGAGAAGCGGUUGAAGUUGGAGAAGGAUCGCGCACAUGCAGAAGAAGUCCGCGCCCAGGAGGCGGCAGACGGCGUUCCCCCGCCACGGUAUCGGGGCAGAGGAAAGGGCAAGGCGAAGGCAGCAGCGCGUCAUGUGGUCUCGGCCGUGCCAGAACGGCCAGACGGCCGGCGACGUCGAGAGCGCAGCAGCACAGAUGCCGAAGACGGCGUGCAGGAGGAGGUAGAAAAGGCGGAAAAGGCUGAGAGGGCCGAGAGCCGAGAAGAGGCUGACGCCGAUGCCGAAGAGCCGGUCGACAAUGAUGACCAGUUUGAUUCCAGCGACGCUGACGCGGUGAUUGCCAAACAGCUGCGCGCCGAAGCACUGGCCCGGUCGAGGCUGGCGGCCAAGGUGAAUCUUCCCAGCAAGCGACGCAAAAAGCAGUUGUCGUCGCCGUCGUCGGACUGUCCGGAGCCGGAGCCGGAGCCAGAGCCGGCUGAAGACGUCAUGUCGUUCUUUCACAAGCGCUACCAGCGCGAUGCCGCUCUGAGCCGGGGUCGUCGGAAGGGUCGGACGGUCAUGGCAUGGGGGCAGCCGGUGCCAGAGCCGCUGGAGGCGGAUUUCGAUCUGCCCGGUGAGAUGAUCGACGAUUUGCGGGACGCAAAGGGACCUCUUCCUGCUCGCCGCAGGCGGAAAGGAAAGCAGGAAAGUCCAUAA